UUCAUUCUUUCUUCAUAUCCAUUCAUCAUUGCCCUUCUGUUCCAUUCAAUUCUUCAUCUUCCGUUUUUACAUUGUUGUAAUGAGGAAGCCUUGCUGUGAAAAGAAUGGCACCAACAAGGGAGCCUGGAGUCAACAUGAAGAUCAAAAGCUCAUUGACUAUAUUCAAAAGCAUGGAGAAGGCUGCUGGCGCUCCAUUCCUCAAGCUGCUGGGUUGCUUCGGUGUGGAAAAAGUUGCAGACUGAGAUGGGUAAAUUAUCUGAGGCCAGACCUUAAACGUGGCAACUUUGGCCAAGAUGAAGAAGACCUUAUCAUCAAGCUCCAUGCACUUCUUGGAAACAGGUGGUCACUGAUAGCUGGAAGAUUGCCAGGAAGAACAGACAAUGAAGUGAAGAAUCACUGGAACACCCAUCUGAAAAGGAAACUGGUGCAAAUGGGAAUCGAUCCCAAAAAUCAUCAUAUAAGACACAAGACAGCUCCGGCCAAAUCCUUUGUUUCAAACCAAAAAUGUAAUUCUGCAACUGAAGAAGACGAUAAUCGAGUGUUGGAUUCUGUGAAUGGUCCUGAGAGUUUUGCAGUUAGCGGUUUGCCUGAUCUUAAUCUUGAUCUUAAUUUGUGACGAUUAAGGAUAGAUAAUGCCAAUGUGGAAUGACAUUAAUGAUUAAGGAUGAUUUUUGUGUGAUUAA
Molecule: messenger RNA, 683 nt
Organism: Mangifera indica (mango)
Lineage: Eukaryota; Viridiplantae; Streptophyta; Magnoliopsida; Sapindales; Anacardiaceae
Product: myb-related protein 308-like
Exons: 3
Coding region: 80-616 (178 amino acids)
Source: RefSeq, a predicted model, not a curated record